ACAUCUCACAGUGGCAGAACAGACACACCGCUCUCUCGCACCCAAAAUCAGAUGUUUGGUUUUUUAUAACAAGUUUUAUUAAAUUUCAAAAACUGAGACCUGGAUAUACUUUUGUUUGACUGCUGGGCCGAGUUGGGGUCAUGGAUCCGAUUGUGGAAGUAGUGGCUUUGGUGCUGGGGUUCAUUGCCUGGGUGAUGGUGGGGGUCACCCUGCCGCACCGUUACUGGAGGACCUCCACCGUCGACGGGAACGUCAUCACCACCUCCACCAUCUACGAAAACUUGUGGAUGUCUUGUGCGACAGACUCGACCGGGGUGCAUAACUGCAGGGAGUUUCCUUCGCUGCUUGCUUUGAGUGGUUACAUCCAAGCGUCUCGAGCCUUGAUGAUCACAUCGGUCGUGUUGGGCACGCUUGGCCUGAUGGCGGCCCUGAUAGGAGUGCAGUGUUCAAAGGCAGGAGGGGAAAACUAUGUUCUCAAAGGGAGGAUUGCUGGCGCUGCUGGAGUCCUUUUCAUAAUUCAAGGUGUGUGCACAAUGGUCGCAAUUUCCUGGUAUGCCUUCAACAUCACUCAGGAUUUCUUUGACCCCUUCUAUCCCGGGAUAAGGUAUGAAAUAGGAGAAGCACUCUACAUCGGCUGGUGCUCCGCUGUGCUCGCCAUCGCUGGAGGAGCCUGUCUCACCUGCUCCUGCAAAAUGGGCACAGAGGAAAAAUACCCGUUGCCUCUUCAAAGCAGGGGGACUGUGUACUCCGGAGCAGCACCGACCAGAAGCCAGGCUGCCAGCACCUACGGCCGGAAUGCUUAUGUUUGAAUAUGAAAACAGAACUUUGUCACCAAAAAAAAAAAACAGAAGACAGAAAUCUCAUCUUUUGCAAAAAUCCUGGAGUCAAAUCUUUUCAUCGACUCAGUUUUUGUUGAUGCAUCUAACAUAUCCUGGUGUUCAGCUUUUACACUUUUUGACAUGUGGAAAAGCUAAAGGUCUCCGUCAUGAAGUAACAUAUCACCACUGAACUGUACAUAAUCACAUUAUAUCAAGUGUGUACUCUGUAGAAAUGAUAGCAUUGAAAUGAUAGAAUUGAAGUUGUGAAAGUUGUAAAAAGCAAAGCUUCUUAUCGCCACACAGACGUACCAUAUGCUUGCAAUGAUUCUAUUUAUGUUUCACACAAAUGCAUUUACAUACCGUCACUUAUUUCCAAAGGAAGCCAAUCAUUUGAUGAUCUGCAUACACACUUCUAGACAUUUAUGAAGGGGAAGGUCAAAACUGUGAUGAUCCAGAUAUUUGUGUGUUGUUUUGUACAGUUUUAUAGAUAGUACCUGUGAAAGAGUGUGAGGACAAGUUAUCGUUAUUUUGUUUUUGAUUUUUUUACGAUAGCGCACAAUAAAACGUGUUGUGCUAAACAUUUCUGUUUGACUUUGUAUUUCCGUGGUUAAUAAAGUUAUGAUUGUAUUCUUUUUUUUAAACAAA
Anarrhichthys ocellatus (wolf-eel) is the source of this 1463-nucleotide messenger RNA. It is a transcript of the gene cldn15a, whose product is annotated as claudin 15a. The transcript has 5 exons. Lineage: Eukaryota; Metazoa; Chordata; Actinopteri; Perciformes; Anarhichadidae. Gene Ontology annotation, cellular component: bicellular tight junction; membrane. Gene Ontology annotation, molecular function: structural molecule activity. The record is from RefSeq and is a predicted model, not a curated record. The coding region runs from base 141 to 809 and encodes 222 amino acids.